This is a messenger RNA of Physcomitrium patens, 1809 nucleotides long. RefSeq names its product actin. Lineage: Eukaryota; Viridiplantae; Streptophyta; Bryopsida; Funariales; Funariaceae. The record is from RefSeq and is a predicted model, not a curated record.
CCAAACAAAUCCAGGCCUCACACCCCCUUUUCUAUCUCUCAACCAAACUCUGCAGCGCAUUUCCCACUUCUCUCCUCUUCGCCGUCUCUCCUGCUUGUCAACAGCGGAUUCCCAGCUCGCUGUAGCUCCAACACCGCGGUCGCGGAGCCCACUUCUUUGCUGCUUAUCUCAAGGGUAAUUUUGCAAUAUGGCCGGAGAGGGUGAGGAUGUGCAGCCUUUGGUGUGCGACAAUGGAUCCGGAAUGGUCAAGGCCGGUUUCGCGGGAGACGAUGCUCCCCGCGCUGUGUUUCCCAGCAUCGUCGGACGGCCAAGGCACACUGGUGUGAUGGUGGGCAUGGGACAGAAGGACGCGUAUGUGGGCGACGAGGCCCAGUCGAAGCGGGGCAUCCUGACCCUGAAGUACCCCAUCGAGCACGGGGUGGUGACGAACUGGGACGACAUGGAGAAGAUCUGGCACCACACGUUCUACAACGAGCUGCGCGUGGCGCCGGAGGAGCACCCGGUGCUGCUGACGGAGGCGCCGCUGAACCCGAAGGCGAACAGGGAGAAGAUGACCCAGAUCAUGUUCGAGACGUUCAACGUGCCGGCGAUGUAUGUGGCGAUCCAGGCAGUGCUGUCGCUGUACGCGAGUGGGCGAACGACGGGUAUCGUGCUGGACAGCGGAGACGGCGUGACGCACACAGUGCCGAUCUACGAGGGGUACGCGCUGCCGCAUGCGAUCCUGCGGUUGGACUUGGCGGGGCGGGACUUGACGGACGCACUGAUGAAGAUACUGACGGAGCGCGGGUACUCGUUCACGACGACGGCGGAGAGGGAGAUCGUUCGGGACAUGAAGGAGAAGCUGGCGUACGUGGCGAUCGACUUCGAGCAGGAGCUGGACACGGCUCGGAGCAGCUCGUCGCUGGAGAAGAGCUACGAGCUGCCGGAUGGGCAGGUGAUAACGAUCGGGGCGGAGCGAUUCAGGUGCGCGGAGGUGCUGUUCAACCCGUCGCUGAUCGGGAUGGAAGCGGCAGGGAUCCACGAGACGACGUACAACUCGAUCAUGAAGUGCGACGUGGAUAUCAGGAAGGAUCUGUAUGGGAACAUAGUGCUGUCGGGAGGGUCGACGAUGUUCCCGGGCAUCGCGGAUCGGAUGAGCAAGGAGAUCACGGCACUGGCACCGUCGAGCAUGAAGAUCAAAGUGGUGGCACCCCCGGAGAGGAAGUACAGUGUGUGGAUCGGAGGGUCCAUUCUCGCAUCCCUCAGCACGUUCCAACAGAUGUGGAUUGCGAAAAGCGAGUACGAUGAAUCUGGUCCAUCAAUCGUUCACAGGAAGUGUUUCUAGAUUGUCCAUGUGCACAGUCUACCUUCUUCAGCAUACAAUUAUACCUCUCGCAGUCUGCUACUCUCAGACUGGUUACUUUAAAAAAAAAAAUCUUUUUAUCGUAGCUAAUUAGUUGGAAGAGACUGAUGGUAUGUUAACUGCAGCAUUUUUCUAGAGAUUGCUGGACUGGAUGAUACUACUGUAGGCAUUUCCUUGAAGUUGAUCCCGCCUUCUCAAAGUUCGCAGCAGCAGUGAGAUUCAUGCUCUGUAGCUUGUCCACAUUAGAUUCUCGCACAGCCAAUGUUUUUGUGGAUGUAGCAUCCGCCAUGGCGCAAGUAUGGCGUUAAUAUUCAUCUGUGAAGGGCCGGGUAGAAUGUUGGACUCGGUUAUGCUUGUAGACCAUAUUGCACUGCUGGUUGUGUCCCAACACUUCAGCCUGACCUGUAAUAUUUGUAUAUUUGUGACAAGAAAAGGCAAUCACAUUUUCUUUUAGUGGUUUUGUUGCA